Messenger RNA from Fusarium pseudograminearum CS3096, 4341 nucleotides. RefSeq lists its product as uncharacterized. The transcript is spliced from 2 exons. Bases 1 to 4341 code for a protein of 1446 amino acids. The record is from RefSeq and is a predicted model, not a curated record. NCBI's taxonomy places the organism in Eukaryota, Fungi, Ascomycota, Sordariomycetes, Hypocreales, Nectriaceae. Gene Ontology annotation, molecular function: metal ion binding.
AUGCAGCCUUGGUCCAACAAUGGCCAAAACGGCGCUGAUGAGACACAGCACCAGUGGCAUAACAACUAUGGGUUUCCAGCACAGAAUGGCCAAUUCGACCCUCAUCAAGCCUGGUCGCAGCCUGUAGGCGAUCAGGCCGCCUAUUCUCAAAUUAACCCACAAGAUGCUGCCGCCUCCAACUUUUUCGAUUCCGACCAAGGCCACUCCUUCCUUUCCGGGACUUUACAUGGCUCCCAGCAAGACCAACCAGGCUACCACUCUGGCCAUGACUCUCUGUCAAUGAACCAGCAGUUUCCACAGCAGACAUCCGAUGUAAUGGAUACAGAUUUUAAUGCCAUGCAUCCUGAUAUCUAUAGCCAGCACGGGAAGAUGAAUCUGGAUACUGCCAUGGCUGGUAUUGGACAGCUCUCGAAUCACCCUCAUUCCUCUAAUUUUCCGUAUUCUAUGGCACCGCCCAGCGAGUCGUCUUUCGAAUCACCCAUCCAGCAAUUUUCUCAGCCACAUGUGAUGCCUCAGCCAAGUCGGCAGCAGAGCCAUACACCGGUACAGCAGUUUGAUGCUAUCCAACCUUCUUUCGCACAGGGCCAUAGUUUCAGCAGACCCCCUCAGCAGUCUCCUGUCCAGAGCCAACAGCAAUACAAUCAGUCUGCUUUUUCGCCCCCGGUUAAUGGCCAAACCCCGCAAUCUCGGCCAAAUGAACAGAUGAACUUUCAGCAGUCCCAUCAAGGUCGCCAACAGCCUCCUCCCCAACAACAACAUGCUCAACAACAGCCGCCGACUGUUCAGCCCCAAUUUGCCCCUAAGCAGCCCAUUUCCUAUCCUCAAACCUCGCAGCCUUUGCCUGCUCAAAACUUCCAGCAGCAGAUGCACCAGCAACAACCGCACUUCAUUGGCAAUGCCUCCUCGCCACCAGCCACUAACAACCCGUAUCUUAUUCCUCAACCUAUCAACAAUCAAGACACUGGUAUCGCUCAGCACGUCACCAAUGAGCCUCCUGCUAAAAAGAGGAAGCGAGCGGUGAAGAGUGCCCCGGAUACUCCGACGCCAGAGCCUGCUGCGACAUACAUUGACUCGCCUGUGGGCUCUCCUGCUGUAAAGAAGGUUGACGAUGUCGAUGGUCUGCCCGCUCCUACACCUUCCCCUGAAGAGGCCCAGUUGAUUGCUCAAUCUAACAAGCGAACCAAGGCCGCUCAAGCCAAACAUCCUGCGAUCAAGGGCCUUCCCCAUUUAAUCUACGAGGGGACAACUAAGCUUCCAGCCCCAAAGAGCUACGAUAAGCUCGCUCCUCUAGUAGCCCUGCCAGCUCGUAGCGGAAGACAGAUGGUUCCUGAACUUGGUUACAACCUCCCAUGUGAAGUCCAAGGCCGAUUCACAAAUCAGUACCGGCCUUCUCCCGAUAAGGGAGGACUGGACGAGAGGCGCAUGGAGGCUAAGGGACUAUUGGAUGAUUUUGACCGGUCCAUGAAGAACUUAGGGAAACGUCGCCCAAAGUACACAGAGUACCCACACGCUUUCAAAGAACAACUUAAAUCCGAUGAAGCUUCCAAGAACAAGGCAGAGAAAAAGGCAAAAAAAGAGCAGGAGGAGGAACGAGGCAAACCAAUGCGUCCCGUUAAUCGCCCAACAGAUCCCGCUGAAGCAGCGGCCUGGGAUGCCAUCGGGAUGGUCCACAUUGAGCAAUCUGUUGCGAGGACAAACACAUUGAUCGCAACACGUGUUCAACAAGCAGGCGAGUAUUUCAUUAAACUUCGUAGUGAUAUGAAUCGCGCCAAGCAGGAACUUGAUCAGGCUGUAAAGGAUAAAGUAUCUGAAGCUGCGCUAGCCAAUGCGAGGAACGAAUUCGAACAAAAGAAGCGGAUACUUUAUCGUGCUUUGGAUGCCACUAUCGAGCAUGCUGAUGACGCUGUCCUGGAUAAUCUUGGAGGCCACCAAAAGCUUGUUUCGACUUUGGUAAACGCAUUGAUUAUGUGUAUCAAGGCAGGCGACUUUUCUGGAGAGCUUCCCAAAAUUGUCCUCGAGAUGUUUACCCAUUUUCCUAUGACGAAAAGGAUCGCCGAGACGACCAACUUUGAGACAGUCCGAAAACGAUUUGCCGACAAAGGUGAUGGUGAAGUCAAGGAGCUUGUAUCUGAAAUCACGGCCAAGGUAAAAAAGCUCAAGGCUAAUGAGCCUGAGACAAGCACUGGGUACACCGGCACUUCUGCAUUAAGCAGAGCAAAGACCAAGUCUGGCAUGGAAUCUUCAGCUAAGCGUGCUCGUGACGACGAACCUGACACGCGCACGGUAAAGAAGAUUGCUGUAGAACCUUCUGGCGGCGGUUCUCUUAUGAGGAAACUUGCCACACCCAAGAUUCAACUUCAAUCAGCCUCUAAAACCAGUGCCGCAAAGGCUGCUGCUGCUUCUAUCCUGCCAGGGAAAACUAGACCGGUGGCUAAGUCGGUUCUAAAACCCGAAGUCAAGCCAGAUGCCAAGGCUGCAAAUGACGAGAAGGCCAAACCAGAGUCAAAGCCGUCACGAACGGAAGUCAAAACAUCUACAUCCCGCAACGGUAGUACUGCAGCCACAACUUCGAGCGCAGCUUCGAGUGCUUUAUCUGGCAUUGCCUCGCUUCUUGACUCUAUCAAUGCCCCAAAGCCUGAAUCUCCUGUUCAACCUAAGGAAACCGAUGGCCCCGAAACGUCUGAAACGCCCGAAGAGAAGGCCAAGCGGCUUCGCAAGGAGGCUCGCCGUAAACUUCGAGUCACUUGGAAGCCCGAAAGCGAGCUUGUGCAGGUCAAGAUUUUCCAGAAGGAAGAUGCCGAGGACGAGGGCAGAGAGCAGAACAUGAUUCGAGACGCUGCUGAUGAUCGAUCUGAAGGCAUGGUAUUGAAACAGCGCGCCGACGUGGAUGAAGAUGAGGACGAUGACGAUGUUCCUUACCAACCUUGGAUGGGGCCAGUUGGGAUUGAUCUUUCAAGAUUGCCAACUGACGUCCGGAAUAAGAACUACGUUAACAGAGGUGGAAAUGUCACAUUCACGACAGAAGAACAGCAGCGAAUCGCCGAUAGGGAGCAACGGGAGCUCGUGGCUAUAUACACAGAUCCGGCCGACAUCCCACCAACGCCCAAAUCACCGCCACCCGAGGCCGCAACGAUCACACAGCAAAAGCCGCAACACCUACCUGAUGACGCCAAGUUCCAGGAGAUCCAGGCUCGAUGGCGUGAUGAGCAGCAAGCAGGAGCUGAUCGAGCGCUUUACUCGGCGCUCCAGCGCAUCGAUGCGAAGAACAACCCAGCAUAUCGCAUUGACUCAAUCAUGAGUAACCUUCGAGGCACCCCUGCAGCGCAACAACACCAGCGCACUUCGCCUUCCCACCACGCUUCCAACUUGGCCAAUGAUACUCUGCCUAUUAUCGCAGGCCGUGCUGUUCUAGAGCAGAUAAUCGCUAUCCUCAAAUCCGAUAAGGCUAGGAACUGGCGAGAUCCCAACCCAAGUGCAAGUGAUGUUUGGCGGGCGUACAAGUACCCUGACUCAGCUGGUUUUUGUGGAAGUGUUAUUGAAAAUGUUACCAAGUCUAUGGCUGGCCUACCGUUUCCCUCCAACUCGCCUCCUGAGUGGAUCUUGCAUGAUCAGGAGAAAGUUCGCGAAUGGCAAAUAGGCUACAACAAAGAAUUGGCAGCUCGACAAAAGAGGGAAGAGGAGGAGCGCGCGAGAGCAGAAGCAGAGGCAAAUGCCCUGCUAUCAGCGAUGUCCGGUGCUUCAUCUGGCCAAGCUCCAGCUAACCCUCAGGACUGGACUGCUUUUUACGCUCAGCAACAGCAAUACGCCCCCUAUAUGGCUUUGUUGCAGCAGAUGAAUGGAGGUCAGCAGCCAGCUCAGCCUCCAACAAGCGCUGUACCCUCGCAGCAGCAGCCACCAAUCCCCGAGAACCAGCUUCAGUCUAUUUUGGCUGCCAUCAACCAGCCAUCACAGGGUACGGCACAACAAGCAGCAGCCUCAAGUGCAGCUCCUUAUCUCAACCCCAAUGACCCAUCAUCAUACCAGCAGUAUAUGAUGUUGAGCCAGAUGGCGCAGGGUCAACAGGUCCCGCCUCCGCCUCCACCUGCCGCCGAGCGCGAUUGGGAGCGAGAGAGAGACCAUGGCCGAGAUCGUGACCAAGAUAGAGGAUGGGACCGCGAUCGUACGUUUGACCGUGAUGACCAUCACGCAGGCAGAGGCGACGGCAAAGACGGACGGAAAAAGAGAGGUACCCUCCCACCACACAAGCCUGCCAACAAGGCACUUAUUGGCACUAAGCCAUGCACCUUCUGGCAGCAGGGCAAGUGUGCCAGAGGCGACAAAUGUACAUUUCGACAUGACUAA